AGGGCCAAAGUCCGUACGGAAACCACAACAAUCUGGAGGUAGACUUUGCGGAGAUCCCCUGGCAGGCGAUGGUGCUGCUGCAGUCCAACAAAAGUCUGCUCUGCGGUGGUGUUAUCUCCAGGCCUGACGUUGUAUUGACAUCUGCUUCUUGUGUUGAUGGAUUGGACGCCAAGAACGUUCUUGUCAAAGGCGGCGAAUGGAAGCUUGGAAUCGACGACGAACCUCUGCCUUUCCAGAUCGUGCAAGUGAAAACGAUCAUUUUCCAUCCAGGAUACAAAUCUGGAAGUCUCAAAGAUGAUGUAGCUAUUCUUUACCUCAGUGAAAACUUGCGUCUAGCGAACAACAUUCAACCGAUAUGCUUGCCCGAUUCUAAAGAAUCCACCAAUGCUUUCUACAAUGGCGGUGGAGAAUGUAUCGUGACUGGAUGGGGCAAAGUAGUAUUGCAAGCUCACCUGGCUGGCAGCAUCAUGCACAGCGUGAAUGUGUCACUAAUCCAGCCUGAUCAGUGCGAGAGCAGAUUACAACAGGACUACCCACACUUGCUGGACAACUACGACCGUGACAGCUGCGCCUGCGGACAGCCCACUAACCCAUUGAACAACAUCUGCAAGGUGGACAUUGGCAGUGCCCUCGCCUGCACGAACGGCGAUGGUCACUACGUGAUGCAUGGUAUCUACUCCUGGGACUCAGGUUGUCAAACUGGCAAUCAAUUGGCUGCAUUCUACAAAUUUGACAUUGAAUGGUACGAGUGGGCCAUUGGACUAACAGAGAGCGUUCGCUACACACAGUACGGCGUCGGUACCAAGGUCACACAGACUAAGUACACAGUGACCUCAGGCACGAAGGACACCCAGUACACCACCGGAGUUAAGGGAACCAUCACUAAAGGCAGCAAUGGCUACGGCAUCAUCGGACAAGGACAAACCACGCAAAAUGGUGUCGAACAAGGAGCUAAAGGUCAAGCAGAAAUCGGUGCAGGACAAUUCGGUUCCAGUCAAGCUCAAUUCAGUACCGGCCAAACACAAUUUGGCAUUAGCAAGACUCAAUUCGGCAUUGGCCAAACUCAACUUGGCGGCGGUAAAACUCAAUUCGGCAUCGGUCAGACACAAUUCGGUGGCGGCCAAGUCGGCGUAAAUCACAAGGAAGUCAGCGCAGAAGAAUUCGCCAAGCUAUUCGGGCAGGGUCAAUUGACUACCAACUUUAGUCAGUUCGGCGCUGGCCAGGGAUCACUUAGCCACUUCGGCAAAUUUGACGAGGGCUCCACUGACUUCACGUCUGGAAGCUUGAACCUCGGCACCGACAUUAAGGGACCAAUUUCAAACACCUUCAGCGCAACAUACUCAGAGAAGAAGUUUUACCAAACUGAACCGAAAAUUUACACAUACACGACGAAACCCGAAAUCGUUACCUACACGACUAAGCCAGAAAUCGUCACCUUUACGACCAAACCCGAAAUCUUCACUUACACGACUAAACCCAAAAUAGUCACGUAUACGACCAAACCUAAAAUUUUUACUUACACGACCAAACCUAAGAUCGUAACUUAUACGACCAAACCUCAAAUCAUCACUUACGAGACAUCCGGCAGUGGUACAAACCCACAGUACAUCGCUCCAGGGGUUACUUUCAACCCAUCUUUCUCCGAAGUAGUUGGCCUGCAGCACAAACACAACGCCGAAUGCAAAUGCUUAGAAAACGGCAAAAAAUAAAACAACCAAAUUAAAUCUCCUUGUAAAAUAUUGGUAACAAAAUGGACUUCACGUGCCAUAUAAAAAAAAACUUCUUAUAUUUGAAAACAAUUAAAAUAUACAUCGGCAAAAAACAGUACAAAUUUCACCCCAGUUCCUAAAAAAGUUACCAUAUUUUUAAUGCUGGUCACACUAAAUUCGGAAUCUGUGAG
Papilio machaon (common yellow swallowtail) is the source of this 1900-nucleotide messenger RNA. RefSeq lists its product as uncharacterized. The transcript is spliced from 5 exons. Gene Ontology annotation, biological process: proteolysis. The record is from RefSeq and is a predicted model, not a curated record. Gene Ontology annotation, molecular function: serine-type endopeptidase activity. The coding region runs from base 69 to 1709 and encodes 546 amino acids. NCBI's taxonomy places the organism in Eukaryota, Metazoa, Arthropoda, Insecta, Lepidoptera, Papilionidae.